Messenger RNA from Sporothrix brasiliensis 5110, 1896 nucleotides. RefSeq lists its product as uncharacterized. The transcript is spliced from 2 exons. The record is from RefSeq and is a predicted model, not a curated record. Gene Ontology annotation, biological process: vesicle-mediated transport; intracellular protein transport. Gene Ontology annotation, cellular component: fungal-type vacuole; CORVET complex. The coding region runs from base 1 to 1896 and encodes 631 amino acids. Lineage: Eukaryota; Fungi; Ascomycota; Sordariomycetes; Ophiostomatales; Ophiostomataceae.
AUGACCCCCCAAGCAGUCUUUGAUACCAACGAGGUGAGGGAUAAGGCGAGACGAGAUCUGCUGUAUCUUCUUGAGGCGGUUCGUGGCAAGAAGAACCUCGUCAUCGAGAAGAGCCUCGCCGGGCCUAUUGGCACCAUUGCCAAAGUCUCCACGCUGCAGGAUUACGGUGUUGAUAAGUUCUUCUUUCUCGAGAAUGGAAAUACCGAUACAAGUCAGAGCAACGUCAUCUUCGUGGCUCGUGGCGAACUGCAACGAGAGAGCCAAACCGGACACGACUUUCAUAUUUUCUGGGUUCCUCGCCGGACGCUCGUGACGCAUGCCAUACUCGAAGAGGCUGGAGUGCUUGGUGACGUGAGCAUCUCAGAACUACCACUAUAUUUUUUCCCUCUCGAAAAUGAUGUUCUGUCGCUCGAGCUAGACGAAACCUUCCAAGAUCUCUAUCUCGCAAAAGACCCGACUGCGUCGUUUCUCCUCGCAAAAGCACUUAUGGGUAUUCAACAGUGCCACGGUCUCUUUCCACGCAUUAUCGGAAAAGGAGACAACGCCAAACGUGUUGCUGAGUUACUGGACCGCUUCCGCCAGGAACUCCUGGCUGGCGAAGACGUUAGCGAUGCUAGUAAAGUAGGCCUCACACCGAGUACCACAACUGAGAGUGUCAUUAUUAUCGACCGCGAGGUCGACCUAGUCACGCCACUUCUCACCCAACUGACCUAUGAGGGUCUGAUCGACGAAUUGUAUGGAAUUCAGAACAAUCAAACCGAUGUCGACUCGACAAUCGUUGGUGCAGCUGCGGCAUCGACGAGUUCUGGAGGCGCACAACCUGCUUCUGCGUCUGCAUCGGCUGGUGGGAGUGCAUCUUCUGGUAUCUCCUCAGGGACGCGAAAACGAAAGAUUCAGCUGGACUCAUCUGACAAGCUCUAUGAAGAGCUUCGUGACGCCAAUUUCGCCAUUGUCGGCAGUCUGCUCAACAAGGUUGCCCGUAGGCUCCAGAGCGACUAUGAAGGCCGACACAGUACGCGAACCACGGCGGAAUUGCGAGACUUUGUCCAGAAGCUCCCAGGCUACCAAGCCGAGCAAGCCAGUCUCAAAAUCCACGCGGGGAUUGUUGAAGAGAUUUACAAAUACACUCGAAGCGAUGAGUUUAGCAGCCUUCUCGAGGUGCAGCAAAACCUGGCUGCAGGUGCGGACCCUUCCGCCCAAUUUGACGCCAUCGAAGAGCUCAUCGCCCGUGACACACCCUUGAACCAAGUCCUGCGCCUGCUCUGUAUCUACUCCUGUAUUUCUGGCGGUAUCAAACCUAAGGAAUACGACCAAUUUCGACGCUUGAUCCUCGAAGGAUAUGGAUACCAGCACCUCCUAACGCUGCAAAAUCUUGAAACCCUGCAAAUGUUUUUGCCACGAUCAUCUCCACUGGCCGGUAUGAUUCCAAUGGCUGGCUCUGCUGGAGCCACGGGCACAAAAACCAACUACACAUUUCUCAGAAAGCAGCUGCGGCUUAUCGUCGAUGAAGUCAGCGAGCAGGACCCAAACGACAUUGCAUACGUUUAUAGUGGGUAUGCGCCACUUUCGGUGCGGCUGGUCCAAUGCAUCCUGCAAAAGCAAUAUCUUUUGACAUUCACAAAAGGUAACGGUGUCACUAGCGGAUCCCAAGGCUGGCGCGGUUUCGACGAGGCGGUUAAACAUGUGCGUGGCCAGACGUUUGAUAUCCUUCAAAAGGGAGAAGACAAGGCUGUUAAGGCGAGGGCGCUGCUAUCUGGUAGCGGAAACAAGAAAACUGUGUUUGUUGUAUUCGUUGGCGGCAUUACUUUUACCGAGAUUGCGGCGUUACGGUAUAUUGCACGGAAAGAAAAAGGUGAGUCGACCCCAGCGACCAUUGUUUCCGCGCUCGAAUACUAA